Messenger RNA from Ctenopharyngodon idella (grass carp), 1520 nucleotides. It is a transcript of the gene tada1, whose product is annotated as transcriptional adaptor 1. NCBI's taxonomy places the organism in Eukaryota, Metazoa, Chordata, Actinopteri, Cypriniformes, Xenocyprididae. Gene Ontology annotation, biological process: regulation of transcription by RNA polymerase II. Gene Ontology annotation, molecular function: transcription coactivator activity. Gene Ontology annotation, cellular component: SAGA complex. Bases 95 to 1096 code for a protein of 333 amino acids. The transcript is spliced from 8 exons. The record is from RefSeq and is a predicted model, not a curated record.
CUAGGUGGCGGUGUGAACAGUGUGAUGUUCUGUAACCCGCCAAGAAACGAGCAGAAGAAGAAGAACACGUCCUCGCGCAGCUUCCGGUGUCACUAUGGCGGCUCACGCGAGUGAACUCGAGAUAGCCAAGAAGAAUUUAACUGAUGCUAUCGGAGAUAAUGUCAAACAUUACUGGGCCAAUUUAAAGCUGUGGUUCAAGCAGAAGAUCAGCAAGGAGGAGUUUGACCUGGAGGCGCGCCGUCUGCUGGCCCAGGACAACGUCCAUGUUCACAAUGACUUCCUGCUGGCCAUCCUCACGCGCUGCCAGAUCAUCGUCUCCACCUCAGAGGGCGCGGGGUCGCUGCAGUGGACCGGAGGAUCCGCAUCUAAACCAGGCAAACCCAGCCGAGGCAAGAAGAAGUUUCCCUCCGUCCGGCAGAAAUUCGAUCACCGCUUCCAGCCCCAGAACCCCCUGCAGGCGGCGCAGACCUUCAGCCCGCGAGAGGCGGAGGACGAGGAGCUGCGGCUGAGCGCUCAGACACUGCUGCUGCCCACCAGAGGACAGAUGGAGGCGCGCAUGAUGGUCAGCGCCUUCGAGAUGGGCCUGGACAACGUGAGCGAGGACGCCGUCAGCAGCCUGCUGUGUGCGCUGGAGGUCCAUCUGAAGGACAUCAUCACAGCGCUGGUCUCGCGGAGGAAAGCCUACCGUCUGCGCGACGGACACUUCCAGUACGCUUUCGGCAGUGACGUCACGCCGCGGCCGUACCUGAAGAACAGCCUGCCGGCCUAUCACAGCGUCACAGAAUGCCCUCCGCCGAGCGCAUCACUUCCUGCCGGCCCUCCUCCUCAGGUGUCCCCGGACGAUGCGGAGCAGCAGGCCGCUCUCCUGCUGGCGUGUUCGGGUGACAGUGUCCCGCCGCCGCUGCCGCCCAUCAGCGUCUACGACCUGCUGGAAGCCCUACAGGUCCAGCGCAGGGUGAUGCCGUCCCACAGCAUGUACGCGCUGAACAUGGAGCGGAUCCUGGCGCGGCUCUGGCAUCCCAGUCAUGAGGAGCUGGAGCAGGACCGGAUCCACCGGCAGCACCUCGCCAGCAGAGACGGCCUGAUGGUCAGCUGAGAGACGGCUGUGUGUGUGUGUGUGUGUGUGUCUGUGUGUGUGUGUGUCUGUGUGUGUGUGUGUCUGUGUGUGUGUGUGUCUGUGUGUGUGUGUCUGUGUGUGUGUGUCUGUGUGUGUGUGUGUGUGUGUGUGUGUGUGUGUGUGAGGACGUCCAUCACGGCACCAUGUACAGCAGAGGUCAAGAUCACACACUCAGUGUAGAGGAGAGAGGAAGAUCAUCAUCCAGAGACUCUUACAUCACUGACGCUGAUGGGUCUGUCCUUCACGAGCCCCAUCACAUGAUUAUUUUGAAUAUUUCUGGGCAUUUUUUGUUUGCAGUCAAUAUGAUUUUGUAAAUAUUUGUUCCCUAGUUUUUGUAUGUAAGUUCAGCACAUCUGUGUGUUUUUAUAUCUCUAAAUAAAGCGCAGGUUUCUGUUCUCAUGAA